Zeugodacus cucurbitae (melon fly) is the source of this 1179-nucleotide messenger RNA. It is a transcript of the gene GXIVsPLA2, whose product is annotated as group XIIA secretory phospholipase A2. The record is from RefSeq and is a predicted model, not a curated record. NCBI's taxonomy places the organism in Eukaryota, Metazoa, Arthropoda, Insecta, Diptera, Tephritidae. The coding region runs from base 113 to 826 and encodes 237 amino acids. The transcript is spliced from 2 exons. Gene Ontology annotation, biological process: arachidonate secretion; phospholipid metabolic process; lipid catabolic process. Gene Ontology annotation, cellular component: extracellular region. Gene Ontology annotation, molecular function: A2-type glycerophospholipase activity; calcium ion binding.
UAAUCGUUGCCAUCCCUAUUUUUGGACGCAUUUGUAGAAAAUUGUACGUGGUUUCGUAUCAAAAGAAUUUUAGUUAUUACAAACUAUUCGGAAAGAGUAUUAACGUUUAAAGAUGCAUUUUCCGUACAUGAAAAUCGCCAUCUACGUGCUGACAUUUCUCACAUACGCCUACUCUGGCUAUGGCUCCAGCACUUUGGUACAUUUGCGAGACGCUAUCAUCGCGGCGGAGGCAAUCUUCGGUGAUGUGUUUAAGAAUUUAGUGACGGUUGCGAAGAAGUUUCGCACCGUGCAUGAAGUGUUCGAUGCAGCGGUGGAUGAGAAUUGCAUAUACAAAUGUCUAGGACCAGAUGGCAAACCAAUAGACGUGCGUCCCGUGCAGAAUAAACUGUAUACACCAACCGCCAAUGGCUGUGGCUCCCUAGGCCUACACAUCAACACCGAAUACUUGCCCGCGGUCGAAAUGGAGCAAUGCUGUAAUGAGCACGAUAUCUGCUAUGACACCUGCAAUAGCAACAAAGAUUUGUGCGAUUUGGAUUUCAAACGCUGCCUUUACAAAUACUGUGAAACCAUAGAUAAGUCUAUUGGCAGUGAAUAUCUCAUAACCGGUUGUAAAGCGGCGGCUAAAGUGCUCUUCGCCGGCACGCUAACGCUAGGCUGCAAAUCAUAUUUGGACUCGCAGAAACGUACCUGCUAUUGUGCGCCACCGAAGCUGUCGAAAGAGGAGGAGCGUCGCGGUUAUAAUGGUUAUAAAAAUGGUAACGGCGAUAAGUACUACAAACAGGGCAAGAAGCAGAAGUAUGGCUGGAAGGAUGCGGGCGAUAUGUAGUGUGUAUUUAUUUGUUAAUAAUCGUUUUAAAUUAUUUCUUCUUGUUAAUUGUCGCACGCGCACAGUCUAUACAGCAUUCAUGUAUGUAACUGUACAUAUAAAUAGCAAUAUUACAAUAUUAUUUAAUAGUAUUUUGAAUGUACAGCUUUAUUAGUGAUAAAGAGAGAGAGACAUCCCUAGCCAAAUGCAGUUUUUUUAGUAUUAUAAGAUUUCGAAGAAUUUAUUUUAUUAAUAUAAAGUUGCUUGUACAUAUGCACAUAUGUAUGUAUAUUAACUGUUUUAACCAACGAAUUUGUCCAAAGCGAAGAUUUUGUAGUCAUUUAAUACAAAAUAAAAUGUAAAAUAUAAUUAAA